AUGCUCGCCGCUAGACCCGACACGCGACUAGCUCAAUCCUUCGGCUUCCCGAUUGGUCGUCUAUACACCAACGCUCUUCAAUCUUUCCUAACUCGUUCAUCAAUCAUCGACAUAUCUCGUCCUUCAGGAAAUCGAGGGGAAAUGGCGAGGACGGACCUACAGAUAUGUUCCAAGCCUGAAGGUAGACACUCUCUACUGAUCGAUGCGGAUACACCUAUCCAGAGACUGCACGACGAGAUACUUUGGGACAUUUUCAACCUGAACACUGAUUGGGACUUACUCUCCUCAGAGGAAGCCAUCCGCACGACAUUGGCGAGUUCGCAGGUCUGCCGCUCUUGGCGAGCGUUGGCACUAGGAUCGCCGUCUUUGUGGGCAUCAGUAGUGGAUAUUUCAACCUUGACUCCUGAGGGCGUGCAUGAAGUUCUGCAGCGCGCUGGAGGUCUACCCCUCUCAGUAACAGCAGGGGUCUACCGUGACGAACCGGAAACACGGGAGGGGAUGAUAGUGUUAGACCGAAUUUGGCCGCAGAUCCAGAGCCUUAAGCUCAAAGUUAGGGAAGCACUCGUCGGCGCACCUUCAGCCGUCUGGGAUACUUUAUACCGCCCUUCCAUCACUCUCAAGUACUUCACCUUCAGGCUCAUCACCUACUCGGGAAAUCAGUACACACCAUUUCUCCAUCAUCUCCCCGGCCUUUUCUCUGGACAAGCACCUCUACUAACAUCGUUUUCAAGCCCAUUUUGGGAAGACAUCGACCUGAGCGCUGCUUGGGUUUCUCAAUUACAACAUCUUUCAUUAGGCACUCAAGUAGCAAGCGAGACUGGAAGCGCCAUUACGGUCUCAAUGCUGCUGGAUGCAUUGAAGAAUAUGACCUGUCUGAAAUCCCUCAGCUUCGUACCCCCGCUCGCAAUUACUGCGGAAGAACUACAAACAACACUUCCCACUGCCUGGCUCCCAUCCCUUUGUUCCCUUAGUGUUUUCACGUCCGACUACGUCACCCUCUCCUCUUUGCUUACCCACCUCAUUCCAGCUGUUGGCUGUACCACACGAGCCUCUAUCUGGACGUGGGAGAGUAAUUGGAGAACGACCAUCUCCGAGGCCUGUAGGACAUCCAUCGAGAAGGCACUCUUGACACACGCAAAGGGGUGGUUUGCAAUUAACGCCGAUCGUGACACACUCAGCCUCAACCUGCGCCGAUAUCACGUCUUCCUCGAUCAGCAUUCAAAGCGGUGGCCCGUACAUGACACUCUCAGUGUCGACGUUUCGAAUACUGUCGACACCGAGGAAUCACAAGAUUUUUUCUUCGUCCUUAGCAUUUAUCUACCUCAUCGCCUCAACCAAGUCACCAUACUCAAUUUGGAGCUCGAGUCCAAGGUCUUCUCUAAUCCACAUGUCCGAACCUUCCUUCUUUCACUUCCCAACGUCGCCACGCUGAAGACUACCAUCCAGUCCCUAGCAGCCCUGAGGCGCGACUGCGUUAUCACCACCUCCAGUGCGAUCCCAUUUCCAAAACUCGCCCGCGUCUGCCUUCGCACCCUCAGCGUACCGGUUUGGAUAAAGGCUCCGGACCCACGUGCCGAGAAAUUGUGCAAGUCGUUCCUCACCUGGCGUUCCCGGAUUGGGCACCCAGUAGCCGUCUUCGACUUCACGAAGUGCCAGGACCUCGUCUCGAUGGCCGUGUUGGACGAAAUCAACGGGCUAAAGGUUUGUUGGACAUCCAGCACAGGCAUGCCGAUGGAGUAUAUUUGCGGGUCUGGGAAUCCGUCUAUUCUCCAAAGUUGGGCCCCCGAAGCAGAUAUGUACUGCAGCGUGUGCAAGAUCACGGGCUACAUUGAAAAGAUCAAGACCUCCGGGGAAGAAUGCGCAAGUUCCAGCGUUGCCUGUCCUGCAUGCAAAGAACUGUCUGCCCUCGACGCUCAAAUCGCCCUUGCUCGAAAACUCCUAUCAGCUCUUUACCUCAAACGCUGUGACGUGAAACUACGGCGAAACCUGCACCAUGACCAGCUCGUCCGACGUCUCCCGAUGGAAGUCCCAGAACGUGAUGCCUACACUGCACGAGAAGGACGGCCAGAGCGCACGAACCCGGUUGGCCUUGUCCUAGCGGCGGUCUGCCAACGCUGGCGCCAAAUCGCAUUCGCAACGCCGCGUCUCUGGACCGUCGCACGCAUCAAGAUAUCCAGUCAUACCAUCGCUCUAGACUCCAAGAUGACAUCCGAGUGGCUAAGACGCUCAGGCUGCCUUCCCCUCUGGCUAGAUCUCUACGAGGACAGGCUACACAGAACUUAUGCUUGGCACAGAAGGCACCGUGAUAACCCGCCUCCAGGAGCCUUUGAUCCUACCCCUCUCUUCAGUGUCAUCAAUCACCACAUUUCCCGCGUGGAAGCCUUAGAAGUGAACUUCGAGAGCAAAUACCUCACCCUGCUACGCGGCAAAAGCCCCAUCCUUCGCCAGCUCUACCUAACCCUCACAGACAGGCAAACAGAGCUUUCCUCUACCCUCUUCCGCCCCGCAGACACAAGAUCAAGCCCAUAUAGAGUCAUCCUCCGAAACGUGCCUUAUACGUCAGUUGACAUCGACUGGGCGUCAGUGACGCACUUCGAAACCUUUUCUUUGACUCUCGACGAGUCCCUCCUCCUCUUCCAGCAUUCGCCGCGAUCAACGCACUGCGAAAUCGGGAACAUCACCACGAGCACUACCGCCUCCGACUCACUCACUUCUCCGCAUAUUACCCUCUCCUUCCUCCAAACCCUUGUCCUCGGGCAUGGCCGCGACGGCCCAUCCGCGCUGCUUACACGCCUCUUAAUUCCUGGACUUCACACACUCCAAACCGCGGUCAACAUAGACACGAGUGAAGAGGCCGCCUCAGGGCUCAUCGAACUGCUCGAGACGAUGCCCUCUCUUACAGAGCUGACUGCGUCGCUUGUGGAUAUCCGCGAAAUCUUCUUUGAGCACUUGGCCGAUACCGCCUACGUAGGGGAGAUUGCACCCCCAGCGGUGCCGUUUCUGCCCCGUUUACGUGUUCUCCGCCUCAGUGGCACCCCGUACUUCCCAUGGUCGUGCCUGCCUCCUCUCUUCUCGCCGAACAACAUGGAACCGGACGUCGUUCUGCGGCCCUUAUCCACCUUGCAUCUCAGCCUCUCUUUCUUCUCCGUGGAUGUGGAAGAAGCCGUUGGCCAGACUCCGGAGGCGAUAAAUGAAGAUGUCAGGCAGCGACUUUUAGAGCUCAGAGCAGAAGGGAAAGAGAUAGACAUAACAGAUGAUACCGACAGUUUACUUUGA
This is a messenger RNA of Cyclocybe aegerita, 3276 nucleotides long. Lineage: Eukaryota; Fungi; Basidiomycota; Agaricomycetes; Agaricales; Hemipholiotaceae. The record is from the annotation of a GenBank genome assembly.